Molecule: messenger RNA, 2709 nt
Organism: Exophiala spinifera
Lineage: Eukaryota; Fungi; Ascomycota; Eurotiomycetes; Chaetothyriales; Herpotrichiellaceae
Product: trehalose-phosphatase
Exons: 2
Coding region: 1-2709 (902 amino acids)
Biological process (GO): fungal-type cell wall organization; trehalose biosynthetic process; cellular response to heat
Cellular component (GO): alpha,alpha-trehalose-phosphate synthase complex (UDP-forming); cytosol
Molecular function (GO): catalytic activity
Source: RefSeq, a predicted model, not a curated record
AUGCCUUUAGAGGAACCUGGCAUCGUGGAGCCAGCUGACCCCUCGCUACCAACCACCUCUUAUUUCUCGCUGCCUCGAAAAGAAAGCACGGCGGAACAGAAAUCACCCAUCGAGUCGGCAAGAAGUGCAGGUUCAGGCAAGGAGCGUCUCCGCCGACUCAGCCUUGUCAAUCCUGAAGGUCCCGACACCUUCGACGUCGAUCCUCGAACCGCUCAUCCUGCUCUACGGCUGAGCGGCAAUGUCAUCAGCGCCACUUUUUGCAUUCCCUACCAGCUUACCCACGGUAGUCAAGGUGAAUGGGGUCUGUCUACUCGACAUGGGACGUCUGCUUUGUUCGACUCGUUCGCUUACUUAUCUUCUGAGAAGUCGCCAUGGAAGCAUACCUUGGUUGGCUGGACUGGGGAGAUCCAGAACAAGCCAGAGCAAACUUCGAUGAGUAUAUUGCAGUCCGAGAGUGCCUCUGCAGCCACAAAUAUGAACACUCACGCCUCCAAUCCCAUUAACAAAUCGGCCGCGCCAUACCCGGUCAAUGGUGCAGUCCCGCACCCGCACGACCCAAACCCAGAGCAUCUUUCCCUCUCCCGCGCGGAGAGAACUCGCCUAGAAAAGGUCCUCGCUGAUCAUCCCAAAGGUCGGACAUUGCCGGUAUGGCUACCAGAUUACCGGGGAGAUGCAGAUGAUGAAUUUGUAUUCAAAGACCAGGGUAGGUGGCGAAGAUAUGCGGAACAUGAGCUAUAUACUCUGUUCCACUACCGCCAGCAUGGUCCAGAUGACGGGCGUGCAGAGAAAGCCUCGUGGAACGACUACCUCCAGAUGAACCAAGCUUUUGCCGAUAGGAUUUUACAGAUCUACCAACCGGGAGAUAUUGUCUGGAUCCACGACUACCACCUGAUGAUGUUGCCCAGCAUGCUGCGACAACGGAUCCCGAAUAUUUACAUUGGCUUCUUCCUUCACAUUCCGUUUCCCAGCAGCGAAUACAUGCGUUGCUUGCCGCGUAGAAAAGAAGUCUUGACAGGAGCUUUGGGAGCUACCAUGAUUGGCUUCCAAUCCUACAGUUUCUCGCGACACUUUAAUUCGUGUUGCAAACGCAUCUUGGGUUUCGAGUCGAGCUCUGCCGGAGUGGACGCCUAUGGUGCUCACGUUGCAGUGGACGUCUUCCCCAUCGGCAUUGAUGUGGCCUCUGUGCAAGGAGCAGCGUUCAAGGAUCCGGUGAUAGAGGAGAACAUGAAAGCAUUGAAACAAAUGUAUGCCGGCAAGAAAAUAAUUGUCGGUCGCGACAGACUCGACACCGUCAGAGGAGUGUCACAGAAACUGAUGGCAUUUGAGAUGUUCUUGGAAAGGUACCCAGAAUGGCGCGACAAAGUUGUGCUCAUUCAAGUCACCAGUCCCACCAGUGUGAUGGAGGACAAGGUUGACGGCGCUCACAAGUUCGAGCUCAAGAUAUCGAAUCUUGUAUCCAGAAUAAACGGCAAAUUCGGCUCGCUGAGUCAUUCUCCAGUCCAACACUAUCCACAGUAUCUCUCUUCUCAAGAGUACUUUGCCCUCCUUCGAAUCGCCGACGUUGGACUUAUCACAAGUGUCAGAGAUGGCAUGAACACCACCAGUCUCGAAUAUGUCAUCUGUCAGAGAAAUCAUUUCGGACCUCUGAUCUUGUCCGAAUUCUCUGGGACCGCUGCCAGCUUGAGCAAUGCUAUUCACAUCAACCCAUGGGAUCUUGGAAGGGUGGCAGACGCCCUCAAGGAGGCGCUUGAAAUGCCCGAAUCCCAAAAGAGACAUGACCACGAGAAACUAUACAACUAUGUUACGACACAUACCGUCUCGACCUGGACGAAGAGCUUCUUGACACGGCUGCUUAUAAACCUUACCUCUCUAACGCAAAAUGAUCUUACCCCUGCCCUGGACCGCAAUCGCAUGAUUUCGCAAUACCGGGCUGCCAAAAAGCGCUUGUUCAUGUUCGAUUACGACGGAACGUUGACACCCAUCGUAAAGGACCCAAACGCCGCCAUCCCUUCGGACAAGGUUUUACGCACUUUAAAGGCACUUGCUGCAGAUCCUCGAAACAAUGUCUGGAUCAUUUCUGGUCGGGAUGCAUCAUUUCUUGAGGAGUGGAUGGGCCACAUUAGUGAGCUUGGUCUCAGCGCUGAACACGGUUGCUUUAUGCGACGUCCGGGCUCCGAAGUCUGGGAGAACCUUGCAUCCUCAAUGGAUAUGGGGUGGCAGAAUGAGGUUAUGGACAUUUUCAGGUACUACACCGAGCGCACCCAGGGCUCGUGGAUCGAGAAGAAGCGGGUCGCUUUGACCUGGCACUACAGGCAAGCCGACCCAGACUUUGGCGCUUUUCAGGCUCGAGAAUGCCGGAAGGCCCUCGAGGAUAACGUGAUGAAAAACUGGGAGGUUGAGGUCAUGUCCGGCAAAGCAAACCUGGAGGUGCGUCCGCAAUUCGUAAACAAGGGGUUCAUCGCCAGCCGUUUGAUCAAUGAAUACGGCUAUGAGAGCGGAGAUCCGCCGGAAUUUGUCCUUUGCUUAGGAGAUGACCAGACAGAUGAAGACAUGUUUCGUGCCCUCUUGAAGACCGAAUUGCCAAAGGACCAUGUCUUUGCAUGUACCGUUGGCGCUAGUAGCAAAAGAACCCUUGCUACAUGGCAUCUGCUAGAACCAAGUGAUGUUAUCGCCAGUAUUGCUGCGCUUAACAAACAGGAGAAUUUAUAA